Dothidotthia symphoricarpi CBS 119687 is the source of this 2031-nucleotide messenger RNA. RefSeq names its product MFS general substrate transporter. The transcript has 8 exons. Gene Ontology annotation, cellular component: membrane. Gene Ontology annotation, molecular function: transmembrane transporter activity. The record is from RefSeq and is a predicted model, not a curated record. The coding region runs from base 212 to 1714 and encodes 500 amino acids. Lineage: Eukaryota; Fungi; Ascomycota; Dothideomycetes; Pleosporales; Dothidotthiaceae. Gene Ontology annotation, biological process: transmembrane transport.
AAAUGACACAGCAUGUGCUUGAGCUUGGUAGUAUUGGUAGCGAGCUGUAGUUGAGCAUGGCUAUCCCUUAAGAAGGUGACAGUGCUCUUCCCCACGUUUUCCACCCCAGGUUUUCGGAACGACGCGCGCGGGGCCACGCCACUCCUAUUGAAGAAUUUUCACGACUUCAACUGCUCUACACCACACCGAUCUGUUCAGAUCUUGCCUCAAGAUGGCAACAUCUGUCAUCGCCUCGGAGCCUAACCUCUCCUCGGUCGAAAAAGGAAACAUCAUUUACGAGACUCAUGGCAGCGAUCGAUCUACCGAGGAGUUCACAUGGACACAGGAAGAGGAGACUGCUGUUCGACGCAAGCUGGAUAAACUCAUCGUACCAGUAGCAACAUUCCUCUACUGUCUAUGCUUUCUUGACCGGGCCAACAUAGGCAACGCUCGGAUUCAGGGUAUGGCAACGGAUCUCAACUUAGUUGGUGUCCGCUUCAACUGGGUCGUUUCCAUCUUCUACAUCAUCUACAUGUUGGUCGAGGUACCCAGCAACACGAUUCUAAAGAAGAUUGGUCCAAAGUACUAUCUCCCCAUGCUGGUUGUUGGGUUCGGACUUGUGUCCCUUUGCACAUCAUUCGUCCAAAGUUUCGCAGGGCUGUUGGUUGCACGAGGAUUCCUUGGUAUCUUUGAGGGAGGUGUCAUGCCCGGACUUGCGUUCUUCAUCUCUUGCUUCUACAAGCGAAACGAGCUCUUGCUACGGAUUGGCAUUUUCAUUUCCGCCGCCUCCAUAGCGGGAGCUUUCGGCGGUCUUCUAGCUACAGGGCUUGCUCGCAUUCCUCCAUGGGGUAUAGCCUCGAUGAAAAUUCAUACCUGGCGUAAUAUCUUCUUCUUCGAGGGGCUUUUUACCGUCUUGGUGGGUUUGGCUGCGCCCUUCGUGAUGCCAACAAGUCCGCAAGGUUGCUGGACCUUGAACGAGCGAGAACGGAGGAUUGCCUCAGAACGACUCAUCUCGAAGACUGGAACACAUGAGAACGAGAAAGUACGACCUGAACAUUUGAAGCGGACAGUAUUCAACAUUACCAACUGGUUCUGUGCUUUCGGCUUCCUUUUCAUCAACAUCACUGUGCAGGGAGUCUCUCUCUUCAUGCCCACUAUACUGAAGGACCUUGGUUGGACGGCCACAAAAGCGCAGUUGUACUCGGUACCUCCAUACGUUGUCGCAUGCCUCGUUGCAAUUGCUAUCGCUUUCGUCUCAGACAAGACGAACCGCCGCGGUAUCUACUUGGCAAUGUUUAGUCUCCCAGCUAUUGCAGGCUUCUCUAUCAUGAGAUGGGCGACUGACCCCAACGUAAAAUAUGCUGGUAUCUUCCUGAUCACCCUAGGAGCCUUCCCUGGAGGACCAGGCUUUUUGGCUUGGGCAGUCAACAAUGCGGGCAACCCAUCUGUCCGCGCUCUGUCUACAGCUUAUGUUGUCACCUUGGGAACCGCGGGAGGCAUCAUCUCCACAUGGACAUACCGCACGGCAGAUGCACCGAAGUAUCACACGGGCCAUAGCAUUAACCUGGCAGGCCAAAUCUGCGUUCUGUUGCUAUCGUCUGGCGGCAUUGCCUAUUGCAAGUGGGAGAACAGGCAGCGCAGCCUAGGCAAGCGGGACCACCGUCUGAAUGGACUGAACGAAGACCAGGUCAAGGAAUUAGGCUACAGACACCCUGAGUUCCGAUUAAUUCACUAAGCCUAAGCCUGGUACUGUGUAGAUCCUUAUCUCCCGGCAGCACAAUACUGGAAGUCGCGCCUCUGUGCCACGAUAGCUCGUGAUCCUCUGAUGGGCCCUACCAUGCUUGCUGACCUACGCAACAUCCCUUGCAGAUUACUGGCAACAACAACCCAGGUUGGUAUGGGAGCCUUGUGGCUAGACUCCUAUCGGUAUUUGCCGAGCAUGCAUUUGCGUCAAAUCACAGGUCUAGCAUUGCAGCUUGUAGGAGCCACAGCUUACUUUCCGCGUUCACAAUUGGGUGAGAUGCCGAGUCACACAACCCCCAUAGUACCAUG